Hansenula anomala is the source of this 270-nucleotide messenger RNA. RefSeq lists its product as uncharacterized. Gene Ontology annotation, cellular component: Golgi membrane; plasma membrane; endoplasmic reticulum. The transcript has a single exon. NCBI's taxonomy places the organism in Eukaryota, Fungi, Ascomycota, Saccharomycetes, Phaffomycetales, Wickerhamomycetaceae. Gene Ontology annotation, biological process: manganese ion transport; calcium ion transmembrane transport; intracellular calcium ion homeostasis. Gene Ontology annotation, molecular function: P-type calcium transporter activity. The annotation marks the transcript as partial. The record is from RefSeq and is a predicted model, not a curated record.
AUGGGUAAUAUUGAUGAUUCAGUUAGUAUUACAUUGGCCAUUGUAAUUGUUGUCACAGUUGGAUUUGUUCAAGAAUAUAGAUCAGAACAGUCAUUACAAGCUUUGAAUAAAUUAGUCCCAGCUGAAGCUCAUUUGAUUAGAAAUGGUUCAACUCAAGAUGUCCUUGCUGCUCAAUUAGUUCCAGGUGACUUAGUCCAUUUUGAUAUUGGUGAUAGAAUUCCAGCCGAUAUAAGGUUGACAGAGGCUAUUCAUUUAACUAUUGAUGAAAGU